AUGUCGUCCGGUCCGCCCAGAAUGCCCCGGACAGGCUCUACAUCCCCGAGCAAACUCGACUUACCCUCCGCAGUCACCUCACCUCUUACAAGAGCUUCUGUGAGACAUUUGCGCGAGGCUGUCUCCUCUCCUCUCUUCUUCUCCAACUCCCCCAUCCGUCAUACCAGCCGUCCAUCGAUGGACUUAACGUCCGAUCUUGCUGCGGGCAUGCUCUCACCCAUCGGUGAGAACUACCGCCAGGCCGUCACAACUCUCAAGCUUCCUCGAGCUAGCGCAAGUACCGUUAGCCCUACACAUUCUGGGAGUACUCCGGGCAGCUUGGCCUCUUCUAUCGAUGUUUCGGGUGGAUCCUCUACGAGUCCCGACAGCCUCGCAAUGCCUACCAACUUGCAGAUGAUUCGCUCCAUUGGCAUUCUAGAGCUUCUAGAAAAUGAUAUACGGCCUACUUUCAUGAUCGACCUCCAAAAUCCAUCCAAUACUACUCGACCUCACCUUGCUAUACAAUACUCUAAUCCUUCCCUUCGAGCCUGUUAUGAUAUACACCCUUUAAUAAACGCCGGCUUCGAGGACAACCCGACAACGACCGAAUUCAAUCACUUCAAAGAAUGGGCAUUGUGCUCAACUUCAUCACCAGAACAGCCGGAGCUCGGUUUUCCUUCCUGCGCAUAUGGUCGUAUCAACUGGACCAAGUCAACGGUCAGGCAACGAUUUCGCUUCAUCUCUGGCAGUAUCAAUCUUAGUGAAGCAUCCGAUCACUCUGAGCCUAGUACAACCGGCGCAGACGCUUCUGAAUCUUUUGACGAGGAUACCAUACCCAUUGAGCUCAAGGGACAGGCGGAAGCUGCACCAAUUGAUGCGGAGCCACUGGAUUACUUCGGCGACGCUGCCACUGAGACAUUGGACAACUGCCGCUCAAAUAGCUUUGAGCGAGCUCUGAUUGACCAGGCAAACAAUUUACAGCCUGGCCAUCCCGAUGAAUUUGCCAAUCAGGUGCUUCAGUCGAAAGAAUCAAGACCUUUUUUCGACUGGACCAGGAUACCAAUGAGCGACUCCCUACCCGAGCAUAUCAAGUUAGCAAAGACGAUUGACUGGGCUUCUACCCCGCUCGGUCCCAUUGAUGAAUGGUCCAAUGAGUUGAGAAUGCUCUCGAAUCUCGUCAUGGGUAGUCCACAUCCUGCCACAAUGUACUGGGGCCCCGAAUUUGUCUGCAUAUACAACGCCGCAUACGUUGAAAUUGCUGGCAAGAAGCACCCACGUAUCAUGGGAAUGAGGAAUUCGGAGGCCUGGCCAGAAGUGUUGGAUGAUGUCGAUUCUGUUUUCCGAAGUGCCUGGGAAUCGGGCCAAGCAACUAUGAGGCAUGACAACCACCUGUUCCUACGUCGGGAUGGCUACCUCGAAGAAACGUUCUUCUCAUGGUCUCUGGUGCCAAUAGUAGGGGGCUGUGGCCAGGUCGUCGGCUUAUACAGCUCCUCCUUCGAAAACACUCGUCGCAAAAUCAACGAAAGACGUAUGCUCACCCUGCGGGAGAUUGGCGAACACACAGCCGCGGCAACUACCCUCGAUGAAUUCUGGUCUUUGGUUCAAAAAGGACUUGAAUACAACGAAUUUGACGUUCCUUUCAACCUCAUCUAUUCCUCGUCAAAAGAUGAGGCGGAAAGCGAAAUCUCAUCUGUUCGCUCAUGGAGCCUGGGUUCUCCAGACCAAGUGACCCUUGAGGCCUCUUCCGGGGUUGCGGAGGGACAUGCUGCGGCACCGAAAACAAUCGAUUUGCGCACAUCUGAAGAAGGCUUUGCGCCUUACAUGAGACAGUCCAUUAGAAUGGGCGGUGUACCUGUCGUUUUAUCUCAAAAGGAUGGGACUCUUCCGGCAGAACUCAUUGAGGGUAUCCAGUGGCGUGGGUUCGGCGAGCCUUGCAGAUCAAUCGUCGUUCAUCCAAUCGUCUCUACCAGUGGUGGUGAAUCUAUUACCGACUUUUUGAUCAUCGGCGUGAACCCGAGGCGACCUUACGACGACGAAUACCAGCUGUUUUUUCAUUUGCUUGCAAGGCAACUCGCAACUUCGAUGGCUUCAGUUGUGCUCUUCGAAGAGGAAAUCAAGCGCGGCCAGAUGGCAGCGAGACUUGCUGCCGAGGAUCGACGAGAGCUCUCCAUGCAACUUCUUCUGCGAACCCAGGAAGCAAACGAAAGCGAACAUAGAUUUACGCGCAUGGCGGCCUAUGCACCAGUUGGUAUGUUCAUUGCAGACGCUGAAGGUAAAAUCAAUUACUGCAACGACAUGUGGUGGCAAAUCUCACGUCGCGCCCGCGAACAUCAUGUGGAGGAUGCAUGGAUGGACCUCGUUCACGAGAACGACAGAGAAGCCUUGAGAAGCGCCUGGAAAACCUUGGUCGACGAGAAAAAGACGGUUUCUGUGGAAUUUCGUUUCAAGACUUGUGAGCAGGAAAAUGACCACUCCAUGGAUACCUGGGUUUUGAUGAGUGCUUUUCCCGAGCAGAAUGCUGAUGGACUUCUCGCGUCCAUCUUUGGCUGCAUAACUGACAUUUCCUCUCAAAAAUGGGCCGAAAGAGUCCAGAAUGAGCGCCGAGAAGAAGCCGUUGAGCUCAAGCGGCAGCAGGAAAACUUUAUCGAUAUAACCAGCCAUGAGAUGCGCAAUCCACUGUCCGCCAUUCUGCAAUGUGCGGACCAGAUUGCGAAUAACAUCACUGCAUUCAACACGCGCAAUGCUGAGGGUGUGAAAUCACUUCUCGAAAGCUGCUUGGAUGCGGCUAACACCAUCAAUCUAUGCGCCAGCCACCAGAAGCGCAUUGUUGAUGACGUCUUGACCCUUUCUAAGCUAGACUCAAGCUUGCUCACUGUCACUCCUGUUGCAGAGCAGCCAGUGAGAGUUGUGCGCCGGACACUCAAGAUGUUUGAAGCUGAGCUAGCGGCUCACGAAAUCGAUUUCGACUUUACGGUUGAUGACAGCUUCGCAAGGCUCGGCAUCAAAUGGACGAAGCUGGACCCAUCACGUCUCCGGCAAGUGCUCAUCAAUUUGAUGACAAAUGCCAUCAAGUUCACACAAGGGCGCCAGCUCCGUCAAAUCAAGGUCAAUCUCAGUGCAUCACGCGAUAUUUCCGAGGUUGCCAAUGAGAAUACCUAUUUUCCCCGAAACGCCAACCAAAUAGGCGGCGGAAUCGAUAUCGAUAGCGAAGACGAUUGGGGCACUGGAGACAAGAUCAACAUUCACUGCAGCGUUGAGGACACUGGCCCUGGUCUCGCUGAGGAGGAGCUACAGGUUCUCUUCCAACGUUUCCAGCAAGCAACGCCAAGGACUCAUGUGCAGUACGGUGGCUCUGGUCUCGGUCUCUUCAUUUCGCGAAUCCUGACCGAGAUGCAAGGCGGUCAAAUCGGUGUCACUUCUACUGCUGGUCAAGGAAGCAAGUUUAGCUUCUACAUUCAAAGUCGCCAGUGUGCCGACGCAUCGGAGCCUUUUGAGCCUCUCUCAUGCUUCACCCUCUCUCGCCAGUGCCGCUUGCCGGCCGGCUCCGAGACUGCCACCCAAACCGAGUGUGCCGCCAACAGCCGGCAGACCACGUCCAAGCACCAAGGCGUGCCCAAAGGUCCGCGGCACGACGUGCUCAUUGUCGAGGACAACAUUGUCAACCAAAAGGUGCUGCAGCGCCAGCUCGUCAACUGCGGCAACAAGACGUUUGUCGCCAACCACGGGCAGGAAGCGCUCGAGACGCUGCAAAAAUCGCGCUUCUGGACUGGCAAUGAGAGCGACGGCGUCGACAUUUCGGUCAUUCUCAUGGACCUGGAGAUGCCUGUUAUGGACGGCGUGACGUGCGCACGCCGCAUCCGCGCGCUGGAGCGCGAGGGUACCAUCACCAAGCACAUUCCCAUUAUUGCCGUCACGGCGUAUGCGCGUCCCGAGCAGAUUGCCAACGCCAAGGCGGCGGGCAUCGACGACGUCAUAUCUAAGCCGUUUCGCAUUCCCGAACUGCUCCCGCGGAUUGACGAACUUGUCAAUCAGCAUAGCACACUGUCUGUCAAGGAGUGA
Beauveria bassiana ARSEF 2860 is the source of this 4038-nucleotide messenger RNA. Its product is annotated as putative histidine kinase HHK13p. The transcript has a single exon. Gene Ontology annotation, biological process: phosphorylation; regulation of DNA-templated transcription; phosphorelay signal transduction system. The record is from RefSeq and is a predicted model, not a curated record. NCBI's taxonomy places the organism in Eukaryota, Fungi, Ascomycota, Sordariomycetes, Hypocreales, Cordycipitaceae. Gene Ontology annotation, molecular function: phosphorelay sensor kinase activity. The coding region runs from base 1 to 4038 and encodes 1345 amino acids.